Messenger RNA from Malassezia sympodialis ATCC 42132, 3093 nucleotides. RefSeq names its product translation initiation factor eIF5B (gene FUN12). Gene Ontology annotation, molecular function: GTP binding; GTPase activity; translation initiation factor activity. NCBI's taxonomy places the organism in Eukaryota, Fungi, Basidiomycota, Malasseziomycetes, Malasseziales, Malasseziaceae. Gene Ontology annotation, cellular component: mitochondrion; cytoplasm. The record is from RefSeq and is a predicted model, not a curated record. Gene Ontology annotation, biological process: translational initiation.
AUGGGGAAGAAAAAGGGCAGCAGGCGCGAGGACGAUGACCCCUUUGCUGAUCUCGGUGAAGAUGUGUCGCAGAACAACUUGAAUCCUGUCAAUCAAGAGACAGAAGAGACGCCGUCUCUCGAGGAGUCUGCACCUGGACCUGCGCAGGCAGCCAAGGAAGAGGCGGCUACGGAAGCCAUUCCAGACCCUCCGAGAAUGCUAACCAAAAAAGAGAAGGAGAAGCUCAAAAAGGAGCGUGAAAAGGAGAAGAAGAAGGCGCAGGCUGCCCAGAAAAAGGCAGCUAUGCAAAAGGACACCGACGAGGAGCCCAAGGAAGCGCCGCCUAAGGACGAGCCGCCCAAACCGAGUAACGAGCCGGCUGUGGGUGAGCCGGAAGAGGAAGAUGAGGGAGAUGGUGCGGAAGCGGCGAGCUCGGCUGCCGACAAGAAGAAAAAGAAGAAGAAGAAGAAGGCUUCGGAGGCCGCACCUCCCCCACGUAAGGCGCCUAAUGCUGCUGUCGCUGCUCUGCAAGCGCGACUUGCUGCACAGAAAAAGGCGGAAGAGGAGGCCCGUGCAGAAGAGGAGGCCCGUCUUCGUCUGAUUGAGGAAGAAGAGCGCAAGGAACGCGAAGAGGAAGAGCGCAAGGAAGCGGAGCGCUUGCGUCGCAAAGAAAAGGAGAAGCAGCGCAAGGAGCAGCUGCGCAAGGAAGGCAAGCUUCUGACUCCUAAGCAGAAGGCUGAACUGAAGAUGGCCGAGCAGCGAAAACAAGCUUUGCUUUCCUCGGGCAACAUAUCCGUGGCGGCUAUGCAGAGCGAGAAGCCGGCUGAGAAGCCCCGCCGUGUUGUGUACGACAAUCGUAAGAAAAAGUCGCAGCCCAAGAAGGACGAUCCGCCUGCAGAACUCGAGACCAAGGAAGAAGUGCCGCCUGAACCUCAGGCCGAGCCUGAGCCUCCGAAGGAGACUGAGGCGGUUGCUCCUGCCGCGGAUGAUGUCAAGGACGAUUGGGAUGCUUCGUCUGAGGACGAUGUCAAGGACGACUGGGAGCAGGAGAGCGAAGAGGAGGCUGAGCCGGCGCCGGUCGCGGAGCCGAAGCCGGCCGCGAAAUCUGAGGCGGCUGCAGAAAAGAAACAGGACGCGGAUGAAGACGAAGACGAAGACGACGACAAUGAAGAGUCGGGCGACGACGACGACGACUCGGAAGAUGACGACGACCUCACGUCAGCGCAGCGCCAGGCGCUUGAGCGCCGUCAAGCGGCUGAGCAGCGCCGUAAAGAACGUACCGAAAAGGCACUGGCCGAGCGCAGUGCUGACAACCUGCGCAGUCCCAUUUGCUGUAUUUUGGGCCACGUUGAUACCGGUAAGACCAAACUACUCGACAAAGUUCGACAGACCAGUGUGCAGGAAGGCGAAGCGGGUGGUAUUACGCAGCAGAUUGGUGCUACAUACUUCCCUGUGGAGUCGCUGCGGGAAAAGACAAUGGUGCUGAACCAUGGCAACUUUGAUUUUAAAGUGCCUGGUUUGCUGAUCAUUGAUACGCCCGGUCACGAGUCCUUCACGAACCUGCGUUCGCGUGGUAGCUCGCUCUGCAACAUUGCCAUCUUGGUCGUCGAUAUUAUGCACGGACUCGAGGCGCAGACGCUGGAAAGUAUCCGCCUUCUGCGCGACCGCAAGACGCCCUUCAUCGUGGCGCUAAACAAAGUCGACCGUCUCUACGACUGGAAGCCUACGCCCAACAACGCGUUCCAAGACUCAUUGUCACAGCAGAGCCAAAGCACACAAAACGAGUUCGAAGAGCGUGUUUCAAAGACUCUGCUGGCCUUUGCGGAGCAGGGUCUCAAUGCCGAGUUGUACUACAGGAAUAAAAACAUGGGUCGCUAUGUUUCGCUGGUGCCCACCUCGGCCAUCACAGGAGAGGGUGUGCCUGACUUAUUGCAGCUCCUGGUGACUCUGACGCAGACUCGUAUGAGCUCGAGCCUGAUGUAUCUGUCCGAGCUCGAGUGCACGGUGCUAGAGGUUAAAGUCGUCGAAGGCUUUGGCACGACCAUCGAUGUUGUUCUGUCGAACGGUGUCCUGCACGAAGGUGAUAAGAUUGUCGUAUGUGGUCUGAAUGGACCCAUCGUCACUCAAAUCCGGGCUCUGUUGACACCGCAGCCGCUCAAGGAGCUGCGUGUCCGUGGUGCCUAUGUGCACCACAAGGAAGUCAAGGCGGCGUUGGGUGUAAAGAUUGCGGCGCCAGACCUUGAUAAAGCUGUCGCUGGUUCGCGCUUGCUCGUUUGUCAUUCUGACGACGAGGAAGAAGUGCUGCGGGAUGAGGUGAUGAGCGACCUGACGAACCUGCUCAACUCGGUCGACAAGUCGGGCAAGGGUGUUUGUGUGCAAGCAUCGACGCUAGGAUCACUGGAGGCCUUGCUCGAGUUCUUGCGCGUCAGCAAGAUUCCUGUGAGCGGUAUUAACAUCGGCCCUGUUUACAAACGUGACGUCAUGCGCUGUGCAACGAUGCUGGAGAAGGCCAAGGAGCUUGCUUGCAUUCUCUGUUUCGAUGUGCCUGUUGACAAGGAGGCUGAACGUCUCGCUGACGAGCUUGGGAUCAAGUUGUUUACCGCUGAUAUUAUCUACCACCUGUUUGACAGCUUUAUGGCGUACAGCGCGGAGAUCAUGGAGAACAAGAAGAAGGACGCCGCCGGCACAGCCAUCUGGCCAUGCCGUCUUCGCACUAUCGCUGCGUUUGCCAAGCGUGACCCCAUUAUUCUUGGUUGCGAUAUUCUUGAUGGAACCCUGCGCAUCGGUACGCCGUUGUGUGUGGUUAAAACCGAUUCGACGACGAGGAAGAAGGAAAUUGUUCCACUCGGGCGCGUCACAUCUCUCGAGAUCAACCACAAACCCCGUGAUGUGGUGCUGAAGAAGGACGUGGGUGCCGGUGUGGCUGUUCGUAUCGACCCUGAUCCGAAUGAGGCGCCGAAGAUGUUUGGCCGCCAUCUCGACGAGAAGGACGAAAUUUACUCGCUCAUCAGCCGCAACUCGAUCGAUGCCUUAAAGGAACACUUUUGGGAGGGUAUCACAAUCGAAGAAAAACGCCUGAUUAAAAACCUCAAAGCUUUGCUGGAUAUCCCCUAG